This is a messenger RNA of Biomphalaria glabrata, 825 nucleotides long. Its product is annotated as perlucin-like protein. The transcript is spliced from 2 exons. The record is from RefSeq and is a predicted model, not a curated record. Bases 101 to 796 code for a protein of 231 amino acids. NCBI's taxonomy places the organism in Eukaryota, Metazoa, Mollusca, Gastropoda, Planorbidae.
GGAAUCGAUACCAAAGAGAAUAUCAACGAAUCCAUAAAUAAACAUGAUUUCGCCAUUUUGACUACAUUAGUCUUAUCUCUAAGUUAGAACUGUGUCAAAAAUGAGACUUCUCUGGCUGCUUCUGAGCUGUGUGUGUCUACAAUGCAUAGGAGCGUCAGACUUAGACGCAUGCCCUGCAGGACUGCCCAGAGAUCAGUACUUACAAGUACAUGGCGGCUACUGUUACAGGUUCGUCACAUUCCGCCAUGCGACACACUCCGCUGCCAAGUCUGACUGCGAAAGUAACGGCGGGCACCUGGUUUACGUGCGGGACCAAGAGACGCAGAGUUACAUCUACGACCAGCUGGCCCACACCUACCGGGACUCCUUCGACAAGGUGUGGCUAGGCCUCAACGACAUCACUACGGAAGGUGUAUACCUGUGGGAGGACGGCACAGCCCUGUCGUACUCCAACUGGGACUAUGGUCAGGGCCCCAGCUCCUCCUCCUUCGGCCACGAUACCAAAGACUGUGUGGUGGUGGACAUGUUGUCCGAAGGGAAGUGGCAGGAGAAUGCGUGCGAGACCAGCUCGUUUCUAAUCUUGUUCUCGGGCGCCGAGAGCCACUCGUACAUCUGCCAGUACCCUGCCCGCAUCUUGUCCCAGACGGUGAUCAUUCACCUUGGGGAUAUCACGACCCAGUCUGUCGUGUCCCUGGUUAACCAUUGUCCAGCUUUAACAUGCACUUUGGGUUGCAGUUCAGUUAUCUUCGUCUACGACCCAAACACAGGCUGCCCUGCAUGCGCAUGCGCUAAUUAAAUGCACUAAAGCGGAUGCAUUACAAGUUA